Messenger RNA from Tauraco erythrolophus (red-crested turaco), 618 nucleotides. NCBI's taxonomy places the organism in Eukaryota, Metazoa, Chordata, Aves, Musophagiformes, Musophagidae. The record is from RefSeq and is a predicted model, not a curated record.
AUGGGAGCUUUCCUCGCUUUGUUCACCUCUGCUGCUGUCAUUCUCCUGAUUAUUCAUGGAGGUUUAUGCGUGGAUAUCAUUGGAGGAACUGAAGUAGCACCACACUCGAGACCAUUUAUGGCCCUAAUCAUCGGACCAGAUGAACAACUUUGUGGAGGAGCUCUGAUCAAGAAAAACUGGGUGUUAACAGCUGCCCACUGUGAUGUGAAAAGAGGAAAAGUUAUUCUUGGAGCUCAUUCACGCAAAGCAAAAGAAAGAGAACAGCAGGUUUUUGAGAUUGUAAAACAAAUUCCCUACCAAUGCUACAGUUCCAAUUCUAAAGAAAACGACAUCAUGCUGCUGCAGCUUAACAAAAGCGCAAGACUUACUAAAGCUGUGAAACCCAUUCCCCUGCCUACCUCAUACGAUGAUCCCAAACCAGGAACACCUUGCACGGUAGCAGGAUGGGGAUACACUCACAAUGGCCUAAGAAAGACUUCUGAUACCCUGAGGGCAGUCAAUAUCACUGUAUUCAGCAGGCAAAUCUGCAAUGACAAAAAUCAUUAUAAUAGUAACCCUGUUGUAACAGAAAACAUGAUAUGUGCAGGGGACAGGAAUGGAGGAAAGGACUCAUGUUAU